UGUGGGCCUGGUUGACACUACACAUGGUGAGCGGAGAGAGCGCAGCGCCCAAACCCAUUGCAGGUGGCCAGCCCUUCGCUGUGGUGUGGAACGUGCCCACGGGCCGGUGCUGGCACCGCUUUGGUGUGGACCUGCCCCUUGGCAACUACGGCAUUGUGGAGAACCUGGGCGGCCAAUUUGCUGGCCAGAACAUCACUAUCUUCUACAAGAACCAGUUUGGGCUGUAUCCAUACCUGUCCCGCCAGGGCAUCCCCCGCAAUGGGGGCAUCCCCCAGCGGGUGCCUCUCCGCACCCACUUGGGCAGGGUGGCAGGCGACAUCCACCUCCGCCUGCAGCCUGCUUUCCGCGGCCUGGCUGUGGUGGACUGGGAGGAGUGGAGACCCCUCUGGGCUCGCAACUGGGGGGCCAAGAGGAUCUAUCAGGUGGCCUCAGAGCGGUGGGUGUGGGACCGGCACCCCCAUCUGCCAGCCCCAUGGCGGCUCCGUCUGGCCCAGGAGGAGUUUGAGCAGGCAGCCCAGGCUCUCAUGGAGCAGACGCUUUUGCUGGGCAAGACCCUGCGCCCAGAGGGGCUCUGGGGUUUCUACCGCUUCCCUGACUGCUUCAACAGCAACUGGGCCAAGGAGGCCAACUACACAGGGCAGUGCCGGCCAGCAGAAGUACUGCGCAACAACCAGCUCCGCUGGCUCUGGGCUGCCUCUGCUGCCCUCUCCCCCAGCAUCUACCUGCCGCUGAUGCUGCCACAGGGCUUGCGCCACCGUUACGUGCACCACCGGCUGCGCGAGGCCCUGCGCGUGGCCGCCUUCGGGGCCACAGGCAUCCUGCCCAUCAUUGCCUACUCACGCCUCUCCUACCGCCGCUCGCCCCGCUUCCUGGGGCUGGCUGAUCUGGUCCACACGAUUGGGGAAAGUGCAGCACUGGGGGCUUCGGGACUCGUGCUCUGGGGAGACAUGUCCUACUCGCGCUCAGCUACAGCGUGGGAAGAGCAGAUGGCACCACCCCAGCAGAGCCCACCGACCCCAAUGGCAGCGAGCCUGGAGACAUCAGCCUGCAUCCCGUGGAGUCCAUCAGUGACCUGCACUGGGCCUCAGGAGGGCACAAGGGUGCUGAGGGUGAGACCUGGGCAGUCAGGGCACCAGCCCCCGCUGUGCUCCCCAGCACUGCCGGGGGCACCCCAUACCAACAGAGACAGUCCCAGGGGUGCUGCAGUGUGGGUACUAACCUGCUCUUCUCUUCCUACUGCUGCAGGGAAUGGCCCAGCUCAGUCCAGCACCUUGCACAGGCCCCACACUCACUCUGCACCCUGCCCUGCCCCACGCCAGCCGCUCCUGCCCAUGCUGCGCCCUGUGCCUGCCGCCACUGCCUGCCCCUGCCUCGGCCCCUGCCACCCCCUCUUCCUGGCUCUCUUGUGCAUCCUGGCGCUGGCUAGCCUGGUCCUUGCCACACUGGCCAUCUACCUGAGCGGUAUGUGGCAGCCCUGGGGGCCCACCUACACAGGGUGGGCAACCAUGGGACUAAGCUCAGGGAUAUUGGGGUGCCCACUGGUGACCACAUGCCCCAGCACUACAGUGGGAAGUCAUGCCAGGCACAACUCCGCUUGGGCACUGGUGGGAAGGGUGCUACGGGACACAUAGCAGGGCACAGCUGGGUGCCCCAUCUCCAGCACCACCCACAGGUGCCCUGUCCUCUCCCCACAGUGCUGCAGAGCCAGUCAGUGCGGGCGCUGACCAAGUGGCUAGAGAGCCAGGAGGAAGCUGUGCAGCAGCUGCAGGCCACCAGCAGGCAGC
Struthio camelus australis is the source of this 1784-nucleotide messenger RNA. The record is from RefSeq and is a predicted model, not a curated record. NCBI's taxonomy places the organism in Eukaryota, Metazoa, Chordata, Aves, Struthioniformes, Struthionidae.